Messenger RNA from Solenopsis invicta (red fire ant), 4823 nucleotides. RefSeq names its product serine/threonine-protein kinase D3 (gene PKD). Gene Ontology annotation, molecular function: protein serine/threonine kinase activity; ATP binding. The record is from RefSeq and is a predicted model, not a curated record. The coding region runs from base 882 to 3710 and encodes 942 amino acids. Gene Ontology annotation, biological process: protein phosphorylation. NCBI's taxonomy places the organism in Eukaryota, Metazoa, Arthropoda, Insecta, Hymenoptera, Formicidae. The transcript is spliced from 16 exons.
UUUUGUGCAAACGUAAAGAAAUAGCGUCGGCUGUUAAACUGCGAAUUUCUCGAAAUCGCACGUCUCUCGAGUAAUUUUUCCUUUUUGCAGCGUCGCAAAAUCGAUGUUAUAUAUAGUACAUAAUACAUCUGUAAACGUGGAUAUCUAGUGAUGCUAGUGAACGAGGAUUUUAAUCGAUCUCCCGAAAAAAGAGAUGGCUACUUUCAAGCUUCUCUUUACUCCCUGACCGUUACUGCGCUACCGUCGCCGUUGCCGGUGCUGCCCGCUGUCGUUUCCGCGUUUGUUUUCGUUUCGCGCUACUCGGACGCUUCGUUUUUUGUGCGUGUAAACACGUGUGCGUACCGUGUUCGAAUUGUACGCAGUUAGGUUGUCCGGAAAAGUACUGAAUGUAGUAUCGGACGAUUAUCGUAAUACGUGAGUAACAGUGCCGUACGUCGAAACAGUCAUGCUAAUUCAUGAAACUCGACAUUAUUCAAAGGGCUUUCGUUGAUAUCUUGGUUGACGCGUAUUAGGAGUCGCUUCUCCUCUUGCCGGCAUUUUUAUCGUUACUUGCGUUUGAUUCGGCACGUUACACUUUCCGCGUUCGUCAGGUGCAAAUUGUGCGUAGUUACGAUGCCGAAAGUGAUAUAAAAUACAGUAGCAGACGAUGGUGUUACGCAGAUACGUCGUGUUGAGUAAAAAUAACAGCGUUCGUAAAAUGAAUCUUUAUAGCACCUGUUGCGUCGCGAUGAAUCACCUUUUGCGCGCAUUUUACGUUUUAUCCGUACUCAUGUGUGAUAGAUUAUACGCGCAAUAUCGGGAGUGAUCGGGAGUUUGAAAAUUUAAAUAAAAUAUCGGGCGAUCGUUAUUAAUGUGCGUUUCGGGGAGAGUAGCGGAACGAGAUGCCAGCAGAAUUCCAACGAGAAGUAACUCCAAUUAACUGGAGGGGAAAUGCAGCAACAGCAGCAGCGACAACUGAAUGCAUUGCGCGAAAGAUGUUCCUUUUAUGCCAGAUUUCUUCACAUCUCCGGAUAGCUAUGUUCCAGAUAAAGAUUCGCGUACCGGCUUAUCGUGCGAGGCGAGAUGUAUGCCGCGUCGACGGUAGUCUCUCGGGAGCGCUGCUGGCCGUAGGGGUCCCCCCGGAAGUGGAGAGCGGUCUGCCGCGGUGGAUAACUGGCUGCACUGGCGACCGGAGAGGGUUUUACGUCAAGGAAAACAAGUUGCAAAGCAUCAUGGAGGGGGCAGAAGUUACAUUUUUAUUCCAGUUUGGUCUGAUACGUGACACUGUCACGGUCAAUAGCAGCAUGCUUACGCUUAAGACCCUGAAAGAUCUCGCCUGUGAUUUUAUAAACACCAAGUGUCCGGAGCACGGAUUGAAUCAUCUGUUUGAGAGAUUAAUUUUAUUCAAGCACGAUUACAAUUCCACCAACGUUUUGCAGCUGGUAACGAACACUACAGAGGUAGUGGACGAGACCCUGGUAGAAAUCGUGUUGACUGCACAAGUGCCAAGUGAAUACAUUCCCAUUCGACCUCAUGCCUUAGCAGUACAUUCCUACAAAGUUCCAACAUUCUGCGAUUUUUGCGGUGAAAUGUUAUUUGGGCUUGUUCGACAAGGUCUCAAGUGUGAAGGUUGUGGUAUGAAUUAUCACAAGAGAUGCGUCAUCAAAGUGCCGAAUAACUGUUCGCAAGAUGCGAGUCAGAGACGACGCAGCUCGGCCAUGCUGAAUGUACCGAGAUCGCCAAGCCAAGGUUCCACCAGCAGCCUGACGAGCAAUACCGACGAUAAUCACAGUUCAAAUAGUACACUUAACACAAGCCAAAAUAAUAGUACAUUGGCAAUACCGAGUAUAAUGGCACCAAAACUGUCCUCUUCGCCGAUAUUAGGAGGGCGGCCCGUUUGGGUGGAGCGCGAGCUCGCAACGCGAAUAAAAAUUCCACACACAUUCGUAGUACACACAUACACGCGCCCGACUGUAUGUGGGUACUGUAAAAAGUUGCUAAAGGGUAUAUUUAAGCAAGGCCUUCAGUGUAAAGAUUGUCAAUACAAUACGCACAAAAAAUGUAUGGAUAAAAUACCAAAAGACUGUACCGGAGAAAAUCCACGAGAUAAUAUAGGCGAAUAUACAGAUAGCGGUGUGGGCAGUGAACUAGAAACCAAAUGUGAUAUUAGAAAUGAAGAAGCUGAUGCUGACAGUGACACAGAAUCAUCGCUUCUAACUCGAGAUGCGUCAUUCACAAACAAUGAGAAUAAAGCGCCCAGUGAUUAUCCAGAUCAUGCACGAUGUAAUGAUGAUGUUGCUUAUGACGAAUAUCAGAAAUCACGACCAUCAAGCUGUAAUUCUACACCAAGUAACAACAUUCCAUUAAUGCGAAUAGUACAAAGUGUGAAGCAUACUAAGAAACGUGGGUCUAAAGUAUUAAAAGAAGGUUGGAUGGUGCAUUUCACAAAUCGCGAUCCAAUCAGAAAGAAACAUUAUUGGCGGCUUGACACAAAAUCUAUAACGCUAUUCCAAAAUGAGAAUAGUUCUAAAUAUUAUAAGGAGAUACCAUUGGCCGAAAUUUCAGCGAUUGAAACUGCUAAAACACCUCGUUCAUAUAUAAUGCAUUGCUUUGAGCUAAAAACUGCCAAUGCCGAUUACUAUGUUGGGGAGGAUCCAUCAUACGGAGAUAAUUGCGGCCAAGUCUCUCCUCCCGAAAGUGGUAUCGGAGCUCACAUAGCUAGAUCAUGGGAAACUACUAUUAGACAAGCACUUAUGCCUGUAACUGUGUCGAAUAAUCAAGAAGAGCCUAGCGAACCUACUGAACCCGAGGAAAACGUUACCGAUAUGUCACAACUAUAUCAGAUCUUCCCGGACGAGGUUUUAGGGUCUGGACAAUUCGGCAUAGUUUACGGAGGUGUUCAUCGCAAGAGCGGCCGCGCGGUCGCUAUAAAGGUCAUCGAUAAGCUACGUUUUCCCACCAAACAAGAAGCCCAAUUGAAAAAUGAAGUGGCCAUACUACAAAAUCUAUCACAUAGCGGAGUGGUGAAUCUGGAGCGUAUGUUUGAGACGACAGAGCGAAUAUUUGUGGUGAUGGAGAAACUGAAGGGCGACAUGCUGGAGAUGAUCUUGAGCUCCGAGAGGGGACGGCUCAGCGAACGGAUAACCAAGUUCCUCGUGACACAAAUUCUGGUCGCAUUGAAGCAUCUUCACAGCAAGAACAUCGUGCACUGCGAUCUGAAGCCAGAGAACGUAUUACUGAGCAGCGACACGGAUUUCACUCAGGUGAAGUUAUGCGACUUUGGAUUCGCGCGGAUAAUCGGCGAGAAGAGUUUUCGAAGAAGCGUUGUUGGUACGCCAGCGUAUCUGGCGCCGGAAGUCUUGCGAAAUAAAGGCUAUAAUCGUUCUUUGGACAUGUGGAGCGUCGGCGUAAUUAUAUACGUGUCGUUAAGCGGAACAUUCCCUUUCAAUGAGGAGGAAGAUAUUAAUGAACAGAUUCAGAAUGCUGCUUUUAUGUAUCCGCCAACUCCAUGGAAGGAAAUUUCAAGUGAUGCUAUUGAUUUGAUCAAUAAUCUUCUGCAAGUUAAGCAGAGGAAGAGAUAUACUGUGGACAGGAGCUUGCAACACGUGUGGUUACAAGAUUAUCAAACAUGGUGCGAUUUGAGAAAAUUGGAGCAGAAAGUUGGCUAUCGCUACUUGACUCACGAAAGCGACGAUGCACGUUGGAUGGCGUACAGUAAUCAGGAAACAUGACAGAACUGUUCACCUGUUCUCAACAUCGAGGCAUUACCGACUUCCUUGUCACUGCACAAAGGCUGGGCUCGAUACGCUCGAGCUACUCUACGGCGGUUUAUUCGUGCCUGACUCAGUAAAAGUACGUGAGAACUAGUACAACUCUGUCUUUCGGGCGAUAUCCCGAAUAUGUCAUUCUCCAUUCUAAAUCCAAUUGGAAUCGAUAUCGGAGAUCAGAAUUUGCUAUUUCGGGAUACUGCUUUCUCUAAAAUACUUAAACAUAACAUUCAGAAAGCUUCCAUAACGUUGACAUUCCCACAAAAUGGUCCUAGCACAAAAUAAUUUUGAUUCACAGUAUAUUAGUGACGUAGUAAUAAGUAAUGAUAAGCGAAAAACGCUUUGUGGACAUGUAUCUUUGUUCGUAAAACAUUUAGGCUGAAAUGCCGCGCUUAGUAGGUAUCUAACCAAAUUCUAUUUUAAAUACCUACUUUCAGAUUUUUAUUUAUAGAGAUUGUCUCUAUGUAAGCUGUUUAAACUACAUUAUAACAAUGUAGACAUUUUUAUUGCUUUAAUUCUAUAGACUAUAUUUAGGAUAACGUUACUUUAUAAAGCAUUUUAGAUGUUUUAUAAAUUCAUUGUUACUUAAUGUUUAUCAUGCUCUUCUUGGGAUGACUUUAUAUUUUAUUGAUAUAAUUUGCUUUUUAAUGCGUAAUGAUAGUUUAUGAUCAGUUUAUUCUUGUAAACUAAAAUAUAAAUUGCAAUUUAAGAUGUACAAAGAACUCUCAGCUAAAAGCUUUUAUAGGAAAUUAAUGAUGAAUAUAACUUACUCAUGCACAGAAUACUUUUUUUUAUAUAAAUUAUUUAUAUUAAAUUAUUUUCAUUUUGCAUUUAGAUUAACAUAUAUUUUGUUUAUUCAAAAUUAAAAUAUAUUACUAAAUUAUUGAAUAAAGUUUAAUGAAAUUAAUUAUUUUAAUGAUUAUAUGAUUAAAGUAUCAUAAAGCAUUUAAAUAUUUAUGAAAAAAAAUCACGACCUAUACUUUUGAAUCUCAAUCAAUUUUUAAAUGUUCUAUGUAUGAGUAUAGAUGUAUCAUUAACGUUAAACUGUACUAGCGUAUGCAUAGUACUAUAUACAAG